This is a messenger RNA of Epinephelus moara (kelp grouper), 1750 nucleotides long. It is a transcript of the gene mlf1, whose product is annotated as myeloid leukemia factor 1. Gene Ontology annotation, biological process: regulation of DNA-templated transcription. NCBI's taxonomy places the organism in Eukaryota, Metazoa, Chordata, Actinopteri, Perciformes, Serranidae. The coding region runs from base 112 to 954 and encodes 280 amino acids. Gene Ontology annotation, cellular component: cytoplasm; nucleus. The transcript is spliced from 8 exons. The record is from RefSeq and is a predicted model, not a curated record.
UAACAUUACCGAGGCUGAGCGGUGCAGCUGGGGGGCACCUGUGGCCGAAAGGAUUAUAUAAAAGAAAUAUAUUCAACUCAAAUUUUGUUUGCACCCUCAAAAUCAGUGGAAAUGUUCAACAGCCUUCGCAGGGAGUUCGAUGAGGAUCCGUUUUUCUCGGGGGAUCCAUUCCAGGCUCAUAGGGAACAUAUGCGGCACAUGAUGCGAAGCUUCUCUGAGCCAUUCGGCGGGCCCAUCAUGCCCAGUAUAAUGGAUGGAAGACACCGCCGUCAUGAUGUGGCAGAACAUCCAAGCUCAUCUUUGGCGCUGAGGGAUGAGCACAGGGAUAUGAGCCGGUCGUUGUUGCCCUUUGGCAGUGUUGACAGCACGGACAUGAUGAUGAACCCAUUCGGCAUGUUCGACAACAUGAUGUCCAACAUGAGAAACAGGAUGGGAGACAUGCCCAGAAACUUUGAGAACAUGUCCACAGAUUCAAACACCCACUCAUUCAGCUCCUCAUCAGUCAUGACAUACUCAAAGGUUGGAAAUGAGCCUCCCAAGGUCUUCCAGGCGAGCUCAUCAACACGCCAUGCCCCUGGAGGGAUCAAGGAGACACGGAAAGCAAUUAAGGACUCUGAGAGCGGUCUGGAGAAGAUGUCCAUUGGUCACCACAUCCAGGACAGGGGACAUGUUGUUGAGAGGAAAUUCAACAAGAAAACAGGAGAGAAGGAGUUAAACCAGGACUUUCAGAAUAUGGAUGAGUCUGAAGCUCAGACUUUUGACUAUGAGUGGCAGCAGGAGGUGUCCAAGUUUGGGCCAUCUGGCCCCAUGUCCCGUCUGCAGGAACCCCAGGCCCUAACCCGUGGCGUUCACCGAGCAGCCCUCACCGGUCCUGAGCAGGAGCACAGGGACCAACCAAAGGACAAGGCUAAGGGUAAGAGCAACAUGAACGGCUCAAGCUCGACAAAGCAGUGAAAACAUCUGUUUGUGCGCUUAUUAAAGUCUUUCAAGCAUCAUGCAGUACGCCCCAGUGCUCUGUACACACACACACACACACACACACACACACACACACACACACCUUGGUUUCAUCAUAUAGAAAGAAUCAGAAGACACUGACCCAGAUUUUAGAAUAUUCAUGAGGCUAUACAUUUUAUAUUACUGCUCCCCAGUUUCCAAAGCAUACUGCACAGUAUGAACUGAAACCUGCUGAAAAUAGCAGCCCCGUCACAGUGCACAUUACUCUUACCAUGUUGCUGUUACAUACAAUGUAAGACUGACUGUACAUCAACAUGUAGUUAAGGUUGGCAGGCACUACUUCUAUCAUUGCACAGUAACACUCAAAGAGCAAUUUAAAUGAUUUGGCAUCAGAUUAAUGGGAUUUUCUCUAUGUAUGGUAUUGUGAUAAUGCCAUCUGUUUGUCACAUCAUGUAAUUUGCAUAAUGCAACAAGGCAGAAAGUGUUGUGACUUAUCUACUGUUUGAAAUCCACUAAUGUGCUUAGACAAUGUCUAAAUUAUCCUCAUGUCAUUGUAUUGUACCUGAUGCUCUGGAUAUAUUAUUUUAUCUGCUGUAAUCUUUGUAAAAAGAAAAAUCAUACUCUACCCUUUUUAUAUGUUACUUCUCGUUUUUCAUUUGAUGAACUCUGUGCUGCGUGGCACGGUAUCUUGACAACUGGAUUAUUCGCAAUAAUUCUAGCUUCGUUCUUGUAUAUUUUUCAAGCUUUAAAAACAAAUUGUGUCAAGGUAGACUAUUGUCUGAAAAUAAAGAUA